AUGUCCGUGCAGACUUGGAUUCCGCCCGAGAGCGACCCGAAGACGCGUCAUGGGCUCAUGGAUCAGCCUCAAGACAAGGGAGUGCUUGGUCGCUCGGAGCCCAAACCCGGCGAUAACAGACGACAAUACUACAGGUUCCUUCUCCGAAUUGCAACCUUAAACGAAUUCUUCUCCGACUACUGUAAACGGAAGUCAGUCUGCCUUACCUGGCCAGAUGGUCGCAAGCUCGAUCCCUUCUGGUUGGGCUGGAAGGAGUUCGAGAAGGCUGUAGGGUGUCUUGUCUUCCCUCAGCCGGUGACUUCGGGAGAAAGCGAUAUUGCGGGCCCGGGAAAGUUGCCCAAGGACGACGGUUUCUGUCUCGCCAUUGCGGCGCACCCACAAGUUAACUAUCUGAAGAAAUCCAACCCAACAGAGGAGCAAAUCAACGCCAUCAUCAAGGAGCUCAACGACUGCGGCCUUGAAGUCUCACGGUCAGAUCCUCUGUGGUACCGAGGCGGGAUAUUGGACAUAAUGUGGAUGCCCGCUGGUGCUGAUUCCGAAGAAUAG
Sparassis crispa is the source of this 546-nucleotide messenger RNA. RefSeq lists its product as hypothetical. The transcript is spliced from 2 exons. Bases 1 to 546 code for a protein of 181 amino acids. NCBI's taxonomy places the organism in Eukaryota, Fungi, Basidiomycota, Agaricomycetes, Polyporales, Sparassidaceae. The record is from RefSeq and is a predicted model, not a curated record.